Molecule: messenger RNA, 1988 nt
Organism: Cuscuta campestris
Lineage: Eukaryota; Viridiplantae; Streptophyta; Magnoliopsida; Solanales; Convolvulaceae
Source: the annotation of a GenBank genome assembly
AACCCCUGUUUGAAACUUGAAAGUUAUGUGAAUCCAGAUUUCCAGAGGCGGGGCAGAGAAUUUCUUCUGAGUUCUGAGGUCUGACGUGCGAAGGAGGAAACACAUACGGAUUGCGAAAGAGCCGCUCUAUACCGUAAUCCCUUGAUUCUCCUGUUCCAGAUCGUAUUUCUGUAACCAUGGUGCUCGAGGCGACGAUGAUCUGUAUCGACAAUUCGGAGUGGAUGCGAAACGGAGAUUACUCUCCCAGUAGAUUUCAAGCUCAAGCUGACGCCGUUAAUCUGAUUUGUGGGGCAAAAACUCAGGCCAAUCCGGAGAAUACAGUUGGGGUAUUGACAAUGGCUGGAAAGGGUGUUCGCGUUUUGGUCACCCCUACUAGUGAUCUAGGAAAGAUCUUAGCUUGCAUGCACGGUCUGGAAAUAGGUGGUGAAAUGAAUUUUGCAGAAGGAAUUCAGGUGGCUCAAUUGGCCCUCAAGCAUCGCCAGAACAAAAAACAGCAACAAAGGAUUAUUGUUUUUGCUGGGAGUCCUGUCAAAUAUGACAAGAAGGUGUUGGAGAUUAUUGGGAAAAAGUUAAAAAAGAACAGUGUAGCUCUGGAUGUUGUUAAUUUUGGUGAAGAAGAUGAAAGCAAAACUGAGAAGCUUGAAGCACUCGUUGCUGCAGUAAACAACAAUGAGAGCAGUCACAUUGUUCAUGUUCCUCCUGGUCCUAAUGCUCUUUCGGAUGUGCUAAUAAGCACCCCUAUAUUUACUGGUGACGGUGAGGGUGGAAGUGGAUUUGCUGCUGCUGCGGCUGCGGCUGGAGGAGUAUCGGGCUUUGACUUUGGUGUGGAUCCAAACCUUGAUCCUGAGCUUGCCCUUGCACUUCGAGUUUCAAUGGAAGAAGAAAGGGCAAGGCAGGAGGCUGCCGCUAAAAAGGCCGCCGAAGAAGCUGCAAAACAAGAAAAAGGAGAAAGUCAGAUAGCUUCUCAAGAUGUGAAUAUGGCUGACAAUGCUGCAGCUGGGACUUCUGAAUCUGAAAACAAAGCCGCGACUCUUAUGGAUGAUGAAAAUGCCUUACUACAACAAGCACUCGCAAUGUCCAUGGAUGACUCUUCAUCUAACAUUAUCAUACAAGAUGCUGACAUGUCAGAAGCAGCUUCUGAAGAUAAAGACUUAGCACUUGCCCUUCAAUUGUCUGUGCAAGACAGUACAAGAGACCAGUCAAACCCGACUGACAUGAGCAAGUUGUUGGCUGACCAGUCUUUUGUGUCAUCUAUUCUUGCUUCGCUUCCAGGUGUUGACCCCAAUGAUCAAUCAGUUAAAGAUCUACUAGCUUCCAUGCAAAGUACAUCUGAGGAGAAGGAUGAGGAGAAGGCUCCUAAAGAGGAUGAUAAGAAGUGAUUGGGAUGGGAUAUCUAUGCUUGUCAAUCCAUCGUUUCAAAAUUCUGGGAAGUACUUUUCAGCUUUUGCACAUCUUUCAAAACAAGGACUGUGGCAUUUUGAUAAAGAGUAAUUCUUGGAGUGGUGGAAAUAUGCCCUCAUCAAAAGGACUACAGAUAAUGAAUUUAGCUACACAUUGUUCUUUAUGCCGCAGCAGGGUGAGUUUGAAAAUUUGAGUGUAUUCUAACUGAGUCUAUCUAGAAAGCAGAAAUUGUUCUUAAUGUCUGUUUUCUACUCUUCUGUGUUGGCCUUUCUUUAUGCGAAUUGCGGUUAAUCUUUGUGUUUUCCUCUUAAGUGUACGAAAAUAGAAAUGUAACAAUGCCACUUCUAUACUUUGUUCCUUGAAAUUGUAUCAUUCUCAAACGGGUGUGAUUGGACAUGAACACAGUCCGGGUUCAGUCCUGGAAUUGCCAAUAAGCAGAAUGGUUAGAGACUCGUCGGUCUCCUUCCUGUUUGGGUCUAUUGGCGAUUCUUAUUUCCUUCGUGAUCAUUCUGAAUUAGGGAAGACAAUCUCAUCGUUACUCGAUGGACAUCUGAGCCAUUUGACCUGAUUAAAUGGACCAGAAUGUA